Messenger RNA from Haemonchus placei, 162 nucleotides. Lineage: Eukaryota; Metazoa; Nematoda; Chromadorea; Rhabditida; Trichostrongylidae. The record is from the annotation of a GenBank genome assembly.
GUUCUUGUCUGCUUUCCAUGUCUACUGCUCAAAUUCUGUUUUUUUUUUCAGACAUAUGUGUUUAAACGUGGUUCUAAGGGGUUGAAAGAACGUAUAACUUUCAUUGAUUAUGUGCGAAACAACAGCAUCGCUGCAGCUGCAGGCGUUCAAGAAGGUGAGUAG